This is a messenger RNA of Lycium ferocissimum, 2197 nucleotides long. Its product is annotated as long chain base biosynthesis protein 2a-like. Bases 218 to 1687 code for a protein of 489 amino acids. The record is from RefSeq and is a predicted model, not a curated record. Gene Ontology annotation, cellular component: serine palmitoyltransferase complex. Gene Ontology annotation, molecular function: serine C-palmitoyltransferase activity; pyridoxal phosphate binding. Lineage: Eukaryota; Viridiplantae; Streptophyta; Magnoliopsida; Solanales; Solanaceae. Gene Ontology annotation, biological process: ceramide biosynthetic process; sphingosine biosynthetic process. The transcript is spliced from 13 exons.
UUGCACAUUGCACAUUGUACUCAACCGUGUAAUAUACACCAAUGAUUAAUGACCAAGAUAUUGUAUUUUAUUUUAAUAGUACUAAUAUUUAAUUCAAAAUUUACUACUCCCUUUGAAAUUAGAACAAGAGAGAAUAAAAUAUUCAACGGCGAUCGGAUCGGAAUUGUCGUUCCGUUAUUCGCAUUAGCCAGCGGUCCGAUCUCCGAGAAGUAAAAAAAUGAUAACAAUUCCAUACUUGACAGCCUUGACCACCUAUUUUAGCUAUGGCUUGCUAUUUGCCUUUGGUCAAUUUCGUGAUUUCUUCAGAAAAAUCUUCGAUUGGUGCAAAUCCAGUAAUCUUCAGGGAUAUGCACCUAUCUGCUUAGGACUUGAAGAUUUCUAUAUCCGUAGGUUGUAUCUUCGCAUUCAGGAUUGUUUUGGAAGGCCAAUAUGCAGUCCUCCUGAUGCUUGGUUUGAUGUGGUGGAGCGUGUGUCCAAUGAUAAUAACAAGACACUAAAGCGGACCACGAAAAUUUCAAGGUGCCUGAACUUGGGGUCAUAUAAUUACCUUGGUUUUGCUGCUUCUGAUGAAUAUUGUACCCCACGUGUCAUUGAGUCUUUGAAAAGAUUCUCCGCAAGCACAUGCAGUACCCGUGUUGAUGGAGGCACCACAACGCUACAUAGUGAUUUGGAAAAGUGUGUGGCUGAUUUUGUUGGAAAACCAGCUGCUAUUGUUUUUGGUAUGGGUUAUGUAACAAAUUCAGCCAUUCUUCCUGUCUUGAUUGGAAAGGGAGGUUUGAUCAUCAGUGAUUCUCUGAACCACAACUCUAUUGUAAAUGGUGCUCGAGGUUCUGGAGCCACCAUUCGUGUUUUUCAACAUAAUACACCAUCCCACUUGGAGAAAGUUUUGAGAGAACAUAUUGCUGAGGGACAACCCAGAACACACAGGCCAUGGAAGAAGAUAAUCGUUGUGGUCGAGGGCAUAUACAGUAUGGAAGGGGAGCUUUGCCAACUCCCAGAUAUUGUUGCCAUAUGCAAGAAGUACAAGGCAUAUGUGUAUCUGGAUGAGGCUCAUAGCAUUGGAGCAGUUGGAAGAACUGGAAGGGGAGUCUGUGAGCUCUUAGGAGUUGACACUGCAGAUGUAGAUAUUAUGAUGGGAACUUUUACAAAGUCAUUUGGAUCAUGUGGGGGUUAUAUUGCAGGAUCAAGGGAACUUAUCGAAUAUCUGAAGUACACUUGCCCAGCUCAUCUCUAUGCCACAUCAGUAUCACCUCCAGCUGCCCAACAAACAAUUUCUUCUAUCAAGGUUAUACUCGGUGAAGAUGGUUCUAGUAGAGGGGCUCAGAAGCUAUCACAUAUACGUGAAAAUAGCAACUUUUUCCGCUCUGAAUUGCAGAAGAUGGGCUUUGAGGUUCUGGGGGACAAUGAUUCCCCUGUCAUGCCCAUUAUGCUCUAUAAUCCAGCAAAAAUACCUGCUUUCUCACGGGAGUGUCUCAAACGAAAUGUGGCGGUAGUGACGGUUGCUUUUCCAGCUACUCCUUUACUUUUGGCCAGAGCACGGAUUUGCAUUUCUGCUGCUCAUUCAAGGGAUGAUCUUAUUAAAGCACUCGAGGUUAUCAGCGAAGUUGGUGAUCUAGUGGGCAUAAAAUACUUUCCUGCCGAGCCCAACAAAGAGCUGGUGGAAGAAAACAGAGUCAAGCUGGAAUGACAGAGUUGUUAAAUACUACAUGGGUUAAAUCUUAUCAUGAAUUUACCUCAAUGUAAGCAUUCUCUAAUGGUGCAUCAAAGAGAAAUGCUGCAGAGUGCCAACUUGUGGAUAUUUUGUUCUCUCAAACAAAAAUAGAAAAGUGAUAAGAAAAAGCAAAUCUUCAAUAUUGACUCAAGAAUUGCUGAAGAAAAUUUCCAUGUAAGGUGGAGAAGAAGGAACUACGCGGUAGUGAUAAAACUGUAACAGAAAGGGCAAGAAGAGCAAGAUUGUCCCUCUGUUUUCGCUGUCAAGAUGAGAAGUACAAAAGCUUGAAUGUCAAUCUGCAUGAUCUUUGACUCAUAAUUCAGCUUGCUAUUGUUCACUUAUCUUUUUGUCUUUUCUCUUAUUUGCUAGCAUUUUUCUUUGGCAACUUAUUGGUCGAACUGUUAAAGGAUGGAAGUUCAGCUAAUAUGAAGGUUGUAAUGCUUGUAUUGACAGUUUUUGAAGGUUUUAGUUCUUUGCUGUUAAUAA